GAAGCUCAUGCUUCUACUUCGCGAGCUGCCUUCGCCUUUUGCCGUGCUCUUUAGCUGUCGGCCGGAGUCUACAGUCGUUUCGGCUUGGACUAAAGCGCAAGAUCAGGGUCUUGUGAUCCCCUGUGAAAAUGUGAAUCAAAUUGAACUGGACACUUUCCACACCAUCCGUUGCAUGGUGGGCGAAGGAUUUUCCGAUUUUAUCAAGGACUCGGGAUGGAAACCAUCUGAUGAAGAUCUUGAUGUCUUUGCGAGAGGUUGCCGUGGAUUGCCUAUUAUGGCUUCAACCCGAAUACGUGAAGCGCAGUCCGAGAUUCGGUACUACGGUUGUUCUCUUAAAACAGAGUUUGCAUAUUUCCGUAAUCUUAAUGAAGUGCCUAUGGAUCUGAAGUCGGAGUACUUACGAAUCAUGCGACGAGCCUACAUGCGGAAUUCCUCCAGUAUUCGUGAACAGGUGGCCAAGAACUAUCGCGAAGUAGUCGGGAUACUUGUUGCUGCAAGCUGGAGUGAUCUUGGCACUGACGACAUAUCACAACUCCUAGGAAUUGCCGAGGAUGAAGUACGCUCAACACUAAGACCUAUCAGCUCGAUCGUCGAUCUUCCUUCAGACAACGAACGGACUGUCAAGUUCUACCAUGCGACGGCAAAGGAGUUCAUUACAGGAGAUCCUAUCGGUGAGAAACAAGACGAAGUAUUUUUUAUUCAUGAUGACAAGGGGUAUAGCAUUGGAUUACGGCUUCUUCAAUUUAUAAAUGAUGUCAUUCAGAAGAAUAAGUUUGGCAUCCCCACCGAACUCCCUUUGGGAGAUAGAAAGAAGUGGGAGCUCUUUCAGAGCAAGCAGAAACCUAGAGUUGUCGAAAAUGUGCUUGACCGCUUGUUCUCUCACUUGGACCCUUCGCUGCUCUUUGCACAAGAAUCUAAUGAAUUGCAAAGAGAAUUUGAACAACUUCUUACAAGAAACUUCCUCUCAUCCUUGUCAUGGAAUGAUGGCCGAUCAGGAGAGCUACGUUCUCGGACCGAACGCUUAUUCUCAGAAUGGAGGUUGAAUGCACAUAAUCACAAAUUAAUGGUGCUGGCAGAGGAGGCAUACAGUUUUAUAUGGAGGUUGAGCACCAUCCCCGAUCCUUGGGAUCAUUAUCGAUCAAGCCUUCCAUUCACUCCGUCGUCAUCACCCCUCUAUGAAUUCUAUGGCCAUCUCUCAGAUCCCGUUCAAGUCUUCAGUGUAUCCGGCAAGUUUUCCAAUAGCUUGAGUGAGGAUGAACGUAUGGGUCAAGAGCUCUUGAGAGCAAAACUGCCGAAGAUUUUUGAUAAAUAUGACGUGACCUGUGCGGCAAUAUCCCAAGAUGGUCGUCAAGUCGCCCUUGCCUUUGGAAGCGGGGUCAUUGAGGUUGCCGACAUUGACCAUCAGCGUAUAAUUUCUAGAUUCCAAUGCAGUCCUCCCAAGCCUCUGGUUUGGAUCGAGUUUAUCCACAGUGGCAAUGCCCAGAUUGCCACUGAGGAUGCUGACGGACACAUCACUAUUCUUGGUCCCGGAACAAGUUUGGUGAAGCUUGGCACUCUCCCCAGCGGUUAUUUCCCUGCUGUAACUGCGGUGUCGAACGAUGGAUCUUUCAUCAUACGAGUCCCACAAAUCCUUGGCCAGGCUUGGUACGAGAACAUGGCCCUCAUAUGUUUUUCGGGCAAACCAUCCGUUCAGCUCCUUGCAUCCCCUCCCACUCCUUCCCCUUCUCAGUCCCCCCAAUCCCACUCUGAUUUAUUAUCAUCAUCAUCAUCUGGUCUAUCCAUCCCUCAACGUCACACAGUUCGAUUCUCUCCAGGGGGCCGAUAUGUCGGUGCUUACGACACAAACCAUGCGUUCAUUUGGUCAACAGAUUCACACCAGUGGAUUGCUCAAUAUCGCGUGCAAAAUUUCAAGACUUGGAUUUUCAACACUGGUCUUGAACCCCCUUACCUGCAUGACAUUCCUAUGCCUGUACUUCGUAACCCCCUCCUGCCUUUGAUUCCAGAAGAUGGUGCAACUCGUCCACCAAGUACCGAGCCAGAUUUAGGGCAUGAUGCGGAUGAAUCUUGGUCGAAGCGCCCUUUUUACGACCUCUCACCCUGCAUAGAAACCGGCAAAUACUCUGUUGUGAAGGUCUAUUCCUCCACAAUGGGAAGGAUACCAUUAUUACGUGCCCACGGCGGGUCCAUUUGGAGGGAGCCUGGUACGGCGAUGUGAUGCUCAAUGGUGAUGAUGAUGAUGGUAUGGAUAGGGACCGCAUAUAUUUUCCUCGGGCGAGCAAGGGUGGAACUCGAUUCCUG
This is a messenger RNA of Cantharellus anzutake, 2298 nucleotides long. RefSeq lists its product as uncharacterized. Gene Ontology annotation, molecular function: protein binding. The transcript has 4 exons. The coding region runs from base 8 to 2215 and encodes 735 amino acids. NCBI's taxonomy places the organism in Eukaryota, Fungi, Basidiomycota, Agaricomycetes, Cantharellales, Hydnaceae. The record is from RefSeq and is a predicted model, not a curated record.